Messenger RNA from Fusarium subglutinans, 2247 nucleotides. Its product is annotated as heterokaryon incompatibility 6 OR allele. The coding region runs from base 1 to 2247 and encodes 748 amino acids. NCBI's taxonomy places the organism in Eukaryota, Fungi, Ascomycota, Sordariomycetes, Hypocreales, Nectriaceae. The record is from RefSeq and is a predicted model, not a curated record. The transcript is spliced from 2 exons.
AUGUUUCUACAAAGAGGUCAGCUUUUCAGAGGCGUCCGAUGCGUAGCGCGUGCCCAGCCUCGAUUGAUACCCCCGCUGCAUCGUCAUUCGUCUCAUCAAUGGCUUUCGACGCAGACUUCCAUUCAAAAGCGUACUACAAGCCCGCGAUCAAAGACGAUAUUUAGAAAGAUCGUAUUGAUAUCUGUCGGUGCCCUUGCCUGGGGCCAAGUCCUUAUCUCAUAUGUAUACGAGCCUCUCAGAGACAAUAGCGUCUUCACAGACAUCGCCCAAUCGACCAUCUUCCGAGCAAUACCAGUAAAGCUAGCGCGGCCAGCCGAAAAAACGGAAAAUGAGCUGUAUCAACCGAUCACUGGGGGUAAAGAGAUACGGCUGCUUAUCCUGGGGCCGGGUGCACGCGAGGAUCCACUGGAAUGCCAGCUGGUCAACGCUGAGCUGUCGUGGAGGACCAGAUUCGAGGCUUUAUCGUACGUCUGGGGAGACGACACCACCAAACACGACCUUAAAUGUUCUGGACGCAUUAUCGGUGUCAUGGCUAACCUUCAUGAUGCCCUGUUGGACUUGCGGCUUCCAACACAAAGGCGUGUUCUAUGGAUUGAUGCCCUCUGUAUCAACCAGGCCGAUAACGACGAAAAGUCCAAACAGAUCAGACUUAUGCAUGAGAUCUACUCCCAAGCCUCUGACGUCCUCAUCUAUCUCGGAAAAUCAGAUGCUUCUGUGCAUGGUGCGAUUAAAUCAAUGCGUUGGCUCGACUGGAAGUUCAUGCCUCUCUACGCUCGAAAAUCUCAUAUGAGUUCAUACGUUGGCAUAUCAAGUUUCCUUAUUGAGAAGCAUACAAAGAUAAAACCCAUAAAUCGACAGGACUUCACAUGGGAUCCGAUCAUCAAUUUGCUGGGCCGUCCAUGGUUUCAACGCACUUGGGUGAUCCAAGAGGCCGUCAUACCGAAGCAUGCAAAAGUCAUUUGUGGGGACCAGUCAAUAUCCUGGGCAAGGUUUCUGAGAGUUGUGGAUGCCAUGAAGAAUUACCAAGCCUCGAUAAAGACGAUACCGGGAUAUCACUCGAUCUACGAUACCAUCUCCAGUUUGGACUUGAUGCGGUUAGCUCGCAGCAAUCGGCAUCCCAGGAUCUAUAUACUUGGCCAAUGGUGGUACCGCCCUCUCUUGACCGGACACCCAAUGGACGGACAGGGAGGUUCUAAACUAUUUGAUCUCAUCUUGAUGAGUCGCAGAUACAAGUGCACAUAUCCUCAUGAUAAAAUCUUUGGAAUGCUCGGCGUUACUGGUGAGGACACUAGUAGCGAACUCUUGAACCCAGAUUACAACAUCACACCGAUGGACGCAUAUCGAAACUUUGUGCUCUGGGAAAUACACAAUAAUAGAAGCUUCCGUGUCUUUGGAACGAGUUCACAAAAGGCUAGUCAACACCGCUCGUCUCCAUCAUGGGUCCCAGACUUCAGCAACCUUGAUCCAAUCGAAAGCCUGACUGGGACUCUCUUCAGUGUUGCCGGGAACGACGCCAGUGCAGGGUUGCCGAUGGAAAUACGAGAAUCGAGUGAUGGGACUACGCUACAUAUCAAGGGAAGCAUAGUAGACAAAAUCCAUACUGUUGGUAAAAAGUCGUUCACGGAAAGAUCCACCAAAUUUAGCAAACAUGAUCAACGAGACGAGCGAAUUUCAGUAAACGACCAACUUCGCGUGAACAGGGAAAUGGUUGAAGAGGCAAGGGAUAUUUGGCUGGAAGCGACGAAAGGGGCAGCUCGAGGCGUUGGACCUGGUCCCGGGGCUCAUAUCUUCGACACCGCGAUGAACCAAGGUACGCCGUUACCCGGAAUCUCUCCGGGGUGGGAGCCAUUUUUACGAGUGCUCUUCGGCGACUUGUCUAUAGGGAGCAGAUCUUCCAUGGUUGUCAAGGAGAUCUCUACUUCUUUUCUUCGCUUGACCCUUGCGGAAAAUCAGUUGCCGAAGGAAUAUGCCAAGGGCGAAGAGGUCUUUGCCAUAAAAGGUUUGAGCUUCUUUGCCGCGAUAGCGCAGUCACGACGGUUUGCACGAACAGACAUGGGGUUGGCUGGUUAUGUGCCCAUGAGGGCGAAAAGGGGAGAUUUGGUAGUGGUUCUGUAUGGAUCUAAGAUUGAUUCCGCCGCUGCGCUAUACGCGGCAGUCUCAGAUAAUGACACGAUAAUGCACCCUCGAGUCUGGACUUUGAGCGACGACGGUGUCUUGCAAGGCCCUCCACGUUUUAUCGGCCACUAA